CAAAGGGUACCACACGCCCACUCUAAAGCACAAGCACGCGCGCUGGUCUUUGAAAAUCCGGGUCCACAGUGCCUCUGUAAAUUACCGUCUCAUUUCAAGUCUGAACUUGGAAGCGCGCACAUCCGCAAUCAUUCAUCGUUGAAUUAUCGUCUUGUUCUCCGUAAGCAUGGAUCGUUGGGUCGGAAAAAUUGCUGUUGUGACUGGUGCCUCGGCCGGCAUUGGCCUGGCGACGGCUAGAGCCCUCAUUGAACAUGGAAUGAUUGUAGUUGGACUUGCCAGGAGGAGACAGAAGAUGCUGGACGAGAUGGAAGAUCUCGCGAGUGCUAGAGGGAAGCUCCACGCGUUGGAAUGCGACGUCAGUAAGAAGGACAGCAUUGCCCAAGCGUUCCAAUGGAUCAAGCAAAAUCUGGGAACCGUUCAAGUUCUGAUUAACAACGCUGGGUAUAUAGCUCUCGGAACGUUCGCUGACACAGUACCAGACACUUGGCAGGGGGUCGUUGACGUCAAUUUAAUGGGCUCGAUCUACUGCGCUACAGCGGCUGUCAAGAUGAUGCAAGAAGCCAAAGUUGAGGGUCACAUCAUCAACAUAAACAGCAUCCAAGGCCACCGGAUUUACCUGUUCGACGAAAUGUCUUUCAAUAUUUACGGAGUGACCAAACACGGAAUCACUGCCUUCACCGAGACACUUCAGCGAGAGCUAAUGGGGCAGAACAUUCGGGUCACGAGUUUGAGCCCGGGCCUGGUGAAGACCGACAUAUUAAGUAGAUACGGUAACGAUCCGUCUGUCUUCGAGGGAGCGAGCCUGGAACCCAAGGACAUAUCGGAUUCGGUUGUUUAUGUUCUGGGAAUGCCGCAGAGGGUCCAGAUAACGGAGUUGAUAAUCAGACCUUUGGGGGAGAGGGCUUUCUAAGUAUUUAUUUUCUUGCGUGAAUAUAUGGUAGAACUGCACUGAGAGAGAAACGACAAAGUUCUCAAGCAAGUCUUAAAAAAUGCAUAAAAUAUAUGUUUUUUAUAUUUGCUACGAAAUAUAGAAAACA
This is a messenger RNA of Diachasma alloeum, 1037 nucleotides long. Its product is annotated as farnesol dehydrogenase. The transcript has 5 exons. The record is from RefSeq and is a predicted model, not a curated record. Lineage: Eukaryota; Metazoa; Arthropoda; Insecta; Hymenoptera; Braconidae. Bases 167 to 910 code for a protein of 247 amino acids.